AUGAACUCCAAGACAAAUGUAAUCAGAAAUACAGGUGUGCAUCAUAAAUUAACGCCAGACCGCAAAGGCAAAGGCAUGACGUUAGCCUGCAAAGGAUGCUGUUACCCGUUAUAUCAGCAUGAAAGUGGUAGUUCGCCUCCACACUACAUGUCUCUAAGUUUCCAAGCCUCAUGCAUCAGUUUCACUUUUGUUUUCGUAGGUCACGUUUUGAAAUAUCAUUUGCGAUUAGCAGUCAAUGAAGAGGCAACUGGUGGUAACUUAUGUGUUGGUGGUAGUGGUGGUCUAGUGCUGUUGGAGCCAUCGAUGCUCCCGUGGUAUGUUAAAUUCAUCAUUUUGUCCUUGGCUUUGUUGGGCUGUGUUUUGGCCGAUGUCUCCGAAUUGGGUGGCUACGAUUAUCAUGCUCCAGCUGCCACGGAGGUACAUGGUGAUUUUGGUGGUGAAGCUGGUUACAGCAGUUCCGUGCCUGUAGCCGCCGCUCCUGCAAACACCUACAUUCCCCCAGCUGCCUCUGCUCCAGCCAGCACUUAUAUUCCACCAGCUGCUCCCGCCCCUGCCCCAUCGGCUCCUGUCAACACCUACAUUCCUCCAGCUGCUUCUGCCCCCGCCAACACUUACAUUCCACCUGCCGCCUCUGCCCCAGCUCCAUCUGUCGAAGUUGCUGAAGAUGGCUACCGUUACAAGACUUUGCGUCGUCGUGUCUACCGUCAACGUGUUUAA
Messenger RNA from Musca domestica (house fly), 717 nucleotides. RefSeq lists its product as uncharacterized. Bases 1 to 717 code for a protein of 238 amino acids. Lineage: Eukaryota; Metazoa; Arthropoda; Insecta; Diptera; Muscidae. The transcript has 3 exons. The record is from RefSeq and is a predicted model, not a curated record.